UUGCAAGCAAACGGUUGUCGAUGCUCUCUCGGUAGCCAAUACCACGCGUCGUCGCUGCCACGUGAAUAUCAAUAGGGAAAAGGAACCCAAAAAUAAGCACGCGCGCGUUACACAUAUGCGCCUGUAUGUGUGUGUGUGAGUGUGACUGUGUCGGUGCCUGUGUGCGUGCAUUUAUUUUUAAGCAGCGGCUAAUGUAAAAGUGUACAACAAAGUAGAAAAAGAUAUAAAAAGCAAUAAAUAAUCAAAAAUCUAUAAAUAAAACAGGCGGCUGCAGUUGACAAAAAAGCAGAAAUACAAGAGAUUCGAACCGAGCGAAAUGAAAGCGAAAUUCAAAUUCGAACAGCUGCUGGCAGCGACGCUCUGCUCGCUGCUCGCUCUACCCGCUGUCGCCGUUGCCGUCGCUGCUGCAAUCGAAGCGCAACCCGGCAACAGUUAUGGCGCCUCCUUCAUAUCAAAUCCGGCUAUAUAUGCCUAUACCGUGGCCAAUCAGCAGCAGCAACAACAACAAAGACAAAAUCCCGACAAUCAAAACUUCAUAAAUUUUGAUGCUGGCAAUUCGAAUGCAAAUGUGAAUGGCAAUUACCGCAAUUACUACUAUACGGAUGCCAAUGCCACGCCCACGCUGAAUACGCCUGCAGCAAGUGCAGCCACGGCCGCAGCCACACAGCCAGCCCCACUAACGGGCUGCACUCUGGACCGUCUGGCCGUCUAUAAGGUCGUCCUGCACACCUAUUGGACUCGUGAACUCUUCCCCAAACACUAUCCCGACUGGCGACCCACUGCCCAAUGGACCAAGACCCUAGGUCGCACACACAAUGCCAACUAUGCGCUUUACCACAUCGGACAGCCGGCAACGGCAGGCGUUAAACAGUUCGCCGAGACGGGCAAAACGGAGCUACUGGACAGCAAUGCCGGUGAACAGCAGCAGCAACAGAUGCAGGCACAGAAAACCUCAGCAGCAGCCGGCGCUGGAGUGGGAGUAGGAGUGGGAGAAGGAUCUGCUCCCACAAUGUCCGAGCGCAGCGUAUUUGACGAGUUUAGCCUGCCGGCCAUUCAGCUGGGAGCGGGACGCAGCGAAGCGAAGGUGUUUGUGGACAGCAAUCACAGUUUGGUAUCGCUAAUGACGCGCGUUGUGCCCUCGCCGGACUGGUUUAUUGGCGUGGACUCGUUUGAGCUUUGUGUGGGUGGCUCUUGGAUUGAUACGGUGACCGUGGAGCUGGAUCCACUUGAUGCCGGCACCGACAACGGCUUCACCUUUACCGCACCCAACUGGCCGACAGCGCCGCAGGGCGUCAUCUAUCGCAUCACCUCACGAUAUCCAGCCCAUCCGGCUGGCAGCUUUUACUAUCCGAAGAGCAAGCGCUUGCCGCCCAUUGCCACGUUCCAGUUUAUCAAGCUAAAGGAGUACGAACUAAGCGAAGUAUUCAACAUUGCCGAGGACGAUCGCAAAUAUGAAACAGUUCAGACACAAACCCACCUGGACGCCGAGCACAAUCACGUGGAGAUGAACAACGAGCUCUCAGCUAGCAUCGAACGCGAGAGGCAGAGGGACAGGGACUGGGAGUUGCAGACACCGUUUACUGAUGAGAGGCAACGCAUUCGUUCGCAGCUGCUGGCCAAAAUGAAUCCCAACUACAACAACAGUCAACAGUCGGGCGUGGUCAAUGUGGUGCCCAAAAAUGAUAAGCAUGCACUGCUGCAGAGCAUUGCGAGCAGUUACAGACGCAACGAUGCGGCCAACAAAAACAUGACUAGCUACCCGGCAAAGGUUGCAGCCUCGGCCGCCUCUGCUGGGUCGGGCACAACAGCACGCAUAGGCUCAGGCGCUGCAUCAGGCUCCGUAACUGGCUCGACUCGACGUCGCGCUUCAUUGGCGGCGUCGAAGCGGCGUCGCGACUGCCGCGUGAGCCACUGGUCCGAGUGGACGGCCUGCAGCAAGAGCUGCGGCAUUGGCGAGAUGCAUCGAUAUCGCAAAGUCAUCAAGCAUGGCAAGCGCGGGGGCCGGCCCUGCCCGGCGCUCCAGCAGUCCAAAUGGUGUGGCACCGAGCGCAACUGUCACGGGCCGCAGAGCUAUUUUAAUUGGUCCGACUCAGACACAUGAACGCGCUCUGCUCCAGCACAGGCCAUAGAAAUAUAAUUUUAAUUUAAGGCGUAAGAAUUGCUUUUUGUGGACAACAGUCAAGAGGGAGAUGGAAAGUGGAAGGCAGAGACCAGAGACCAGAGACCAGAGAGAGGCAGAGACACAACCCCAACAACUGCUGAGCGAUUUUAAUUUAAAUUUAGAUUACGAUACGAAAUUGAAAAUUGAUUUUAAAAGUGCACGCAAAUGAAGACAGUAACAUUUUCGACAUAUAUAGAUAUAAACGGAGAAAUAAUGAAAAGGAAAAUCAUGAAAUUGCAUAUGAAACCGAAGACUACUGACAAUAUUAAAACAAAAAGGAUUUAAAGAAAACAAAUGAAGCAAGAAAACUCUCACACAUUUGGCUUACACGAAAGAAAAUUA
Messenger RNA from Drosophila hydei, 2503 nucleotides. RefSeq lists its product as uncharacterized. The transcript is spliced from 6 exons. The record is from RefSeq and is a predicted model, not a curated record. Bases 317 to 2101 code for a protein of 594 amino acids. Gene Ontology annotation, biological process: actin cytoskeleton organization. Gene Ontology annotation, cellular component: plasma membrane. NCBI's taxonomy places the organism in Eukaryota, Metazoa, Arthropoda, Insecta, Diptera, Drosophilidae.